CUGAUGGAAAAACCGUGUAUAAAUUAAUUAAGUUAUCCUAUCCUAUCCUAUCCUAUCCCAUCCUAUCCUUGAGGAGUCUCGAAGGGGGUCCUAAGGGGGACCCCAGAAGAGGGUCCAGAAGGGGUCCAGAGGGGGGUCUAAAGGGGGGUCCAGAGGGGUCUACGUUUUGUACCGUCCCCUCCCCCCAUGUUUGCAUUAAUUAUGUGAAAUGAAUCAUCUUUUUUGCAGAGACCAUCUCUACAUAGCAAGAGAAAUUGUUUUCUGAAGAUGUUCGGGCGUGAUCUAAAUAUUAUUAGACGUAAUAGUUUUUCAUUCCUUAGUACUUGAUGAACCAGCAAGAACGAGUAAAAAUUUUCAAUUAAAUUAGUAAAGAAUUCUUAGUUUAUGUCGCUCCUGUGUUCAACAAGGAGAUUAAACCUCGUUCCCAGGAUCCCUCCCUUUUUCAUCACAGCGAACACGUCCAGCGGUCACUGACAUUUAUUGAUUGCCCAAAUCGCCCAAUCAUUGGUCGCAGCUGAGCGGUGUGCCGAAGAGCGCAGUUUGGCUCGUUCAUUUAAAAGUCCGUAGGAAAAUUGUUACGAAGGCAUCAGAUGCAUAAUGAUUCUUCUUUUCGUAGUUUGUUUUCUGGUGGAGCUACAAACGGCAGCAAUCCAGAUUGACGCAAAUCAAAGCGCUACUAUUCUUGUGGGAGAUCGACGUAACUCAACUAGAUGCGUUUCAGUUGCACAUGUCAACACCACCGAAGGCAGAGUAGUCAAACUGCAGUGGUCAUUUUCUAAAGCUUCUCUAGGUCAAGAGUUGCGUGUUCUUCGCCUGGAAAUAAAUUCAGUUUAUAUUGCAUUCAUGCCAAAAAAAUCCUUGGAAAUGACUUGCAUUAAGAGUACGUUUAUAAAAGAUAUCAUUUGGAAGGAGUUCUGCCCCAAAAGAAUGAAAUUCAAGAGUAACCAGACACAUCUGUCGGUUGAAAUAAGAAACCUUCCAAGGGGCAGCAGUGGUUGGACGUUCAAUUUAAACUAUCAGUUUCAAACAUAUGACUUCACCUGUCCUUAUCAAGACAUAAUAAUCCUUACAGUGUUGCCAUUCGCAAGUACUAAUAUGUCAAUACAGGAAACCAUUCAGAAAAAAUAUUCAACUACUGUGGGAGCAGUUGUGCCCUCUUUGGUAGUAUUGAGUACUGUAUCAGCAAGUGCCCAUAAAACUGUCACGCCACCAAUUUCAGGUACACCAACAUUUAUAAGCCCUAAGAUAUCUCCAGGAUUUCACAAGACUGUUGGACCCUCAAACACAGUUGUUCCGUCUACAGUAUAUAUUGCAUCUGCAAAUGAUCAAAACACUGUGGAGCCACCAACUACAGUCGACACUCUGUCGCCAGAUGUUCAAGGCAUAUCUGACAACCCACCAAUCAGAGACAACGGGGUCUCUGCGGCAUUUAUUGUGGUUCCCAUGCUGCUUUUAGUAGCAUUGAGGUUCAUAAUUACUGGAUUAUCUCGCCAAGAAAGGAUAGCAAGAUAUUUGAACAGUUUAGUUAGUUAACCAACAAGAGUGAAGGAUUUUAUUCGAUGAGAGAUGUGCCCACCUUAAGCCAAUUUAAGCGUGGUAUCAAGAAAGGCCUAUGUUCUCCCUCAUCUUGAGUACUGCAGUCCCCUUUUACUGGGAGUAGGUAACGCGGAGACUACUAAAAUAGAGACAACUAAUUACUUUAUAUUAAGAACUAUAUUAGGCUUCUCGAAGUCUGUGUCAUACGACUUCCUUCUCAAGUUGGCCGACAUUAAGUCAUUGGAGAAUCGUAGGCAAUUCCAAUUGUUAGGAAUGCGCUACCCCCUAGAAUCAGAGAAUCUCAAGAUAUUGUUUCAUUCAAGCGUUCUCUUCAAGCCCACAUGGCUUAGUGGUAGUGAUUGUAAA
This is a messenger RNA of Stylophora pistillata, 1902 nucleotides long. RefSeq lists its product as uncharacterized. The record is from RefSeq and is a predicted model, not a curated record. NCBI's taxonomy places the organism in Eukaryota, Metazoa, Cnidaria, Anthozoa, Scleractinia, Pocilloporidae.